Molecule: messenger RNA, 1411 nt
Organism: Aphanomyces astaci
Lineage: Eukaryota; Oomycota; Saprolegniomycetes; Saprolegniales; Verrucalvaceae
Exons: 2
Coding region: 807-1256 (149 amino acids)
Source: RefSeq, a predicted model, not a curated record
UGACGUGGCACCGCCUGUCUGUACUGCAAACCAUUCGUACGAUCACGUGUGUGUCGUGACCUCUGUGCUCGAGAAGCCUUUCCAACAUGACAGUCAUGUCGAUAAUAUUGUCGUCCCACCUGUGUUGGAUAUAUGGUGUGGCAUGGGCACAGUCUACCUUGUGCUGCUCGUCAUAACACGGGCGUAAUCGUGUGCGUGCUCGGUCUAGCCCUUGCGAUCUAACCCUCCGAUGCCGGCUCGAGCCGCCGGUAACGUUAGCAUUCGACAAGUCGACGUCGUCAUUGCCAUACCUCGGCCAACCGCACGGCGACACAAUCAGCACCACUGACACAUCGUCGUCUCGACAGCUGGCGAGUUGAUUUGGGGGGGUACACGACUGAGGCAGGAAUGACCAGCAAGUCGUUUGGUGUUGGUGGGGUCACGACUGUGGUGAACAAUCCGACUAUCGUGGCGGCCAGCGCCAGGUCCGACGUCAGUGCCACAAGCAGCACAAGUGGUACUAGUCGUACUAGUAUCCACCUCAUGCAGCACCCCCUCACGUGGCUGGCGGGGCUGGCGGACUUGACCAAUCUGGUCCUUCCAUUCAAAUCGAUCGCUGAUGUCCAUCCAUUUCACAGUAACGUUACGCAGUUCAUAGUCACCUCUGCAUGAUGAUGUACAACAAUGUUCAACGAUGCAAAUAAGUGGCUUGACUGGAUGAUGUAAGGUCCAAGCGAGCACGUUGAAUCGCCGUCCGAUGGUACUGCAGCGGUUCUCCCACGCAGACGAUCGUUGCAGCUUUCUUGACGACUCUGUCGUACCCGAACAUGGUCAGAUGUCAUGGACGUGUGUCGCGUGGUGGAGCAAUGUCCGUGCAACCUUCAAAUGUUGCUGACCAACGGACCGCUGUCCCUCGCCACCAAGAUGACCAUUACCGCGAAUGUGGCGAUUGCCCUGUUCGUUUUGCAUUCGAUUUACGCCGUGUGGUCAGCCGUCGUCGUCGCCUAUCGAUCGUGUGGACCGCCCCCGAACGUCUGAGUGAUGACGAAAGCUCUGGCGACAGACGAUGCAAAGCCGACGUGUACGCCCUGGGCAUACUCCUCUCGUCGUUGGACCGAUGGGCGAUGCCAGAAGAGGUCGAAUGGUUCACCCCAACCUUCCCCGACGCGUUGAGGGUGCUCAUCACCAAGUGUCUGCACCUGUUUCCACACGACCGACCCUCGGCCAUGGUCGUGGCGUGUCAACUGAGGCGGCAGGUGGCUCGAGACGCAGCAUAAAGUUCGUACGAACUAGUCCAUGUUGAAACGACCGACUUGACAUGUCGAGGAGGAGAGCCAUCUAUGUACAAAGGAGGUGAAGGUGGCACAUAUCACUGGUUCAUCAGAAAUUGUCGAUUCAUCCUUUGCUUGCUAAUGGCCAGCAAUAAACUGCA